Messenger RNA from Daldinia caldariorum, 536 nucleotides. RefSeq lists its product as uncharacterized. The transcript has a single exon. NCBI's taxonomy places the organism in Eukaryota, Fungi, Ascomycota, Sordariomycetes, Xylariales, Hypoxylaceae. Bases 192 to 500 code for a protein of 102 amino acids. The record is from RefSeq and is a predicted model, not a curated record.
UACCUCUAUCGAUCAGGUGCUCGUGGUACGGAGAAGCAGCUGAGCAAAAGAGAGAGGGAGAGAAAUAAAGAAAGAGAAGAGAAGAGAGGAGAAGAGAGGCCCGCGCGGCGAUAAACCAAUAACUAGCCCUUUCGUCUGAUAAGUCGAUCGUCUGUCUAUUUAUAAAAAUAAACCCACCCGCAGCCGCCGCCAUGGACCCCGUGCGUCAUCGACUCGACCGUAGCUAUGAUCUCCGGUUACCAGAGCUCACGUACAGCCAUGCGGUCCCCUCUUCCGAUCACGAUCACAGGGUGUUCCGUGCUGUCCAGGACCCGUUAUCUCUUGGAGCUGGAACUGGAGCUGGAGCUAGAGCUGGAUCGAGCCGUCGAGGACUAGGAAUGGUACAACUCUCCCUGAAGUGGUGCGACCAUCGGAUUCGAGGCUGCCCGUUCGAGUGCGAUUCGAAAAGAGCCUUAUGCGAGAGAUGUGAGGACAAACAGUGUGGUGUGAUCCACGGUUAGGUGUCUGUUUUUUUUUUUUUUUUUGUUUUUUUGUUU